Ilyonectria robusta is the source of this 936-nucleotide messenger RNA. Its product is annotated as Longin-like domain-containing protein. NCBI's taxonomy places the organism in Eukaryota, Fungi, Ascomycota, Sordariomycetes, Hypocreales, Nectriaceae. Gene Ontology annotation, molecular function: SNAP receptor activity. Gene Ontology annotation, cellular component: Golgi membrane; endoplasmic reticulum-Golgi intermediate compartment; ER to Golgi transport vesicle membrane. The coding region runs from base 54 to 701 and encodes 215 amino acids. Gene Ontology annotation, biological process: vesicle fusion with Golgi apparatus; endoplasmic reticulum to Golgi vesicle-mediated transport; retrograde vesicle-mediated transport, Golgi to endoplasmic reticulum. The transcript has 3 exons. The record is from RefSeq and is a predicted model, not a curated record.
CGCUCUUCCGGCCUCUGUUCUCCCGACAUACUCCCCCCCAAACAGCCGCCACCAUGAUCUACUCUACACAAAUAUCUAGGCUAGAUGGCCUCAUGCUCUGCGCCUCCGUCGACGACGAACAGGCCGAGUCCGCCCUCGUCGAAACCAAGCAAAACGUCCGCCAAGUCCUCCGCAAGCUCACCCGCAACUCCGAGGCGCAAGCCAGCAUCGAGACCGGCCCCCACACCCUGCACUACCUGAUCGACCAGGACAUCGUCUUCCUCACCGUAUGCGCCGCGUCGUACCCGCGCAAACUCGCCUUCACCUACCUCGCCGACCUCGCCCGCGAGUUCACCACCACCUACCCGAUCGCCCAGGUCCACUCGACGACGCUGCGGCCCUACGCCUUUAUGGAGUUCGACAACUUCAUUUCCAAGAGCAAGACCACCUACGCCGACGCCCGUGCUGCCCAGAACCUCGACAAGGUCAAUGAUGAGCUGCGUGAUGUUACCAAGGUCAUGACCAAGAACAUCGAGGAUCUGCUGUAUCGUGGCGACAGCCUUGAACGCAUGGGCGAGCUCAGCUCCCGCCUGCGCGACGACAGCAAGAAGUACCGCCGCGCCGCCGUCCGCAUCAACUGGGAGCUGCUCAUCAAGCAGUACGCGCCCUUUGCAGGUUUGGGAUUUAUCAUCCUCGUCUUCAUCUACUGGCGAUUUUUCUGAGCCAUGAUCCGUAAUCCAUAUAUAUACCGAUAUAUCUACCACCAUUCAGCGAGGCGUAUCCGCAUGUUUCUGUUUUGGGCUUCUCAGUGAUGGACGAAACGGGCAUUGAGGCAAGGGGUUUCGGAGACAUCCGUGGCAUCAGGAGACGACGGGGGAGAAAAUUUGGCCAAAGGCUAUGUACAUUAUGUGACUAUCUACGUUGGCUUCAUGUCCAGUUUCGUUUGGUGGUCUCUAG